Messenger RNA from Thecamonas trahens ATCC 50062, 1259 nucleotides. RefSeq names its product CORD and CS domain-containing protein. NCBI's taxonomy places the organism in Eukaryota, Apusomonadida, Apusomonadidae. The record is from RefSeq and is a predicted model, not a curated record. The transcript has a single exon. Bases 57 to 1220 code for a protein of 387 amino acids.
CUCUCUCUCUUCUCCCCUCCCUUCCCCCCUCAACACCCAUAUACAUCUCUCAUAACAUGUCUGAAACGCCAGUGUGCACCCGUACCAACUGCGGGAAGCUUGUGGACGACGGCGAGUGUGCGUACCACCCGGCAGCUCCGGUCUUCCAUGAGCGGAAGCGGACCUGGCCCUGCUGCAACGUCUCCCACACCUCGUUUGAUGACUUCCUUGCUGUGCCUGGCUGCACCACCGGCCCACAUCAGGUGCCUGGUGCUAGUUCUGCCGAUGGUGCAAGCAAGGCAGGUCAGGCUCGCCAGCCAGCGAGCGGCAAGGUUCCGCGGUUCUAUGUCCAUCUCGACGCUGAGGGCGUGGGCAAGCCCGUCCCGGACUUUACCGCCGUCUUUGAGCUCGAUCCUGCCAACACGCUCCGCAGAAUCCGCGAGGACUUUGUCAUCCAGUACAACCGCCAGCACGGGGCAGAGUAUACGCUCAAGAUUGCCACUGUCCGCCUGGUCGACGGUGACGGACCGGCUGCUGCCGCGCUGGACCUUGACACCCCGCUGCCCAACGUGGUGACACCCGGCGCGGACGUGUUUUGCUCUGUCGUCACUUUUCAGCCGAUUGCUACACCCGACGCGGCGCUCACACCCAAUGCCGCCUCAUCGUCGGCCGAGGCUGCCGAGGCUACCGCUGCGGCUACAGCUGCGGCUGCCGAGCCGCGCGAUCCUAACGCGGAGCGGACAUGCCUCAACUACACGUGCGGCGGCACCUUUACCGACGCGACCAAUGCCGACGAUGCAUGCACGUUCCACCUCGCACCGCCGUUCUUCCACGACGCCUCGCAGGGCUACCAGUGUUGCUCCCGAGUCAUGUCGUUCGACGAGUUCCAGGCUAUUCCGCCGUGCCAGACAGGUCCGCACUCGGACAUGCCGCACGAGCUCCGCCCAGUUGUUCCCUUCCCAUCGACAGACGACGAAGUCGUUUUCUCGCAGGACAAGACCACUAUCUCGCUGACCUUCAAUCUCCCGGGUACAGAUGCCUCGGGAGUCGAUGUUGACGUCGAGGACGACAACAUCAUGGUCAUCAUCUCCCGCUCCGGUGAAAAGGACUUUGUCUACACCGUCGACCCGCUCCACGCCGAAGUCAAGCCGGGCAAGUCGUCCGUUGCCAUCGACGGUGAUGCUGUUGUCAUCACCUUCACCAAGGCCUCCAAGGCCGAGUGGCCGGCGCUGCAGGGGUAAGAGCGCGCGCCUCGCCUAUUAAACAAACUCCGCCGUUGC